AUGGCAGUAAUCUUUAUUAAAAGUUUUUCUAUCCUCAAAAUUAUAGCAUUUUUCAUUUUUGCAUCGUUCUUAAUUUGGACUUUUGUUCCAAAUGAACAAAAAAAAAGUUUAGUACCAGGUUUUGAAGAAGCUAAUGAGAAAUCUGAAAAUACUCCUCAGUCAAGUAAAGCUUCUGGGAAAUUACCAUCAAAGCAAAAAAAGCCUGCAACUUCUUCGCAUCAAUUACAUUCUUCACAUUGCACUGUAGCACAUCCUGGACAUUCACUCAUUCAGUAUGCAUUAAUGAUUGAUGCGGGUUCUACAGGUUCUCGUAUUCAUGUUUACAGAUUUAAUUAUUGUAAAUCAUCACCAGAAUUAGAGGAUGAAGUAUUUGCUCACAUUGAACCUGGUCUUUCUGCAUAUGCUGAUGAUUCUGAUGCAGCAGCGAGAAGUUUAGAUGAAUUGUUAAAAGUUGCACUUGAAAAUGUUCCCAAAGAAUUGCAUAAUUGUACACCAGUGGCAGUCAAGGCUACUGCUGGUUUACGAUUAUUAGGAACCAAAAAAAGUGAGCAUAUAUUAGAAGCUGUUAGAAAUCAUUUAGAAAACAAAUACCCUUUUCAAAUAAUUGAAAAUGAUGGUGUGGUAAUUAUGGAUGGCAAAGAUGAAGGUGUUUAUGCAUGGAUUACAGUUAAUUAUUUAUUGAAUAAAGUUGGCGCAAAAAAUAAAUCACCCACAGCUGCAAUUUUUGACCUUGGAGGUGGCUCAACUCAAAUAGUUUUUGAACCUGGAUCACUAGAUGGUUAUGAGGUUGCACCUGGAGAACAUAGAUAUGAAUUAGAAUAUGGUGGACAUAAAUAUAUUUUAUAUCAACAUUCUUAUUUACAUUUUGGAUUAAUGGAGGCAAAAAAAGCAAUUAUAAGUUUCAUGGUAAAAUUAUGGAAUAAUAGUAUUGAUGGUAUCAAGAAUGAUUUGAUUUCUGAUAUAUCUCUUAGUUAUGAUGGAAAUCUUAAAGAUGAAUUUUAUAUUCCACAUACUUGCUUACCAAAAAAUUAUUCAGAAUCAUGGCAAAUUGAUAUUGAUAAUGAUGAUGACAAUUCAGUUAAACUCAUUGGUACAGGUGGUGGACAUGUUCAGUGUAGGUUCAUAGUAGAACAAAUACUCAACAAACAUAAAGAAUGUCCAUUAUUCCCAUGUGCCUUUGAUGGUGUAUAUCAGCCAUCUCUUACUGAUACAUUUUCAACACAUGAUAUUUAUGCUUUUUCAUAUUUUUAUGAUCGUGUAAGCCCAUUAGGAAUGCCAUCAGAAUUUACAUUAAAAGAACUUCGUGAUCUUACUGAUCAAGUUUGUUCAGGAAAUUAUAAAAGAUUCUCUUAUUUACCAGAAGCUGUAAAGGAACUUAAAAAGAAUCCAUAUUAUUGCAUGAACUUAUCAUUUAUUUAUGAACUUUUACAUACUGGUUAUGAAAUACCUCUGGAAAGAGAAAUAAAAAUUGAAACUGGAUGGUGUCUUGGAGCAUCAAUAGCAAUGCUAGAUCAAAGCUUUUGGUGUAAAGAGUUCUAA
Molecule: messenger RNA, 1539 nt
Organism: Entrophospora sp. SA101
Lineage: Eukaryota; Fungi; Glomeromycota; Glomeromycetes; Entrophosporales; Entrophosporaceae
Source: the annotation of a GenBank genome assembly